Messenger RNA from Debaryomyces fabryi, 1803 nucleotides. Its product is annotated as arrestin C-terminal domain-containing protein. Gene Ontology annotation, biological process: ubiquitin-dependent endocytosis. The transcript has a single exon. Gene Ontology annotation, molecular function: protein-macromolecule adaptor activity; ubiquitin protein ligase binding. NCBI's taxonomy places the organism in Eukaryota, Fungi, Ascomycota, Pichiomycetes, Serinales, Debaryomycetaceae. The record is from RefSeq and is a predicted model, not a curated record. Gene Ontology annotation, cellular component: cytoplasm; cytosol. The coding region runs from base 1 to 1803 and encodes 600 amino acids.
AUGCAGACGCCUAACUCUCCUUUAUUUCCUGCUCAGAAGUUGACGUUAUCACCUAGCGCUGUAAGCUUGGGUGGAUUAGCUGGAGCAUCAUCUGGAGUUGGCGGUUCAACCUUGAUACCACAGUUACCUGAUAAGCCACUUACAGAAACGACGUCUAUGCAAAUGUAUGUGAUACCGGCAGAGAAGAACUUGUUUAUGCAAGGAUUUGAACCUGAAGAAUAUGAAGGUAGACCGCCGACGCUAUUGAGAGGUUGUUUGUUCUUGCGGGUAUUUAAACCGUCAAAAAUUAGAUCGGUAACUCUAACGUUUAAAGGACAACAAAGGACAGAUUGGCCAGAAGGUAUACCACCAAAGAAAACAUCAUAUGUGGAAGUAAAUGAUAUCUUGUCCCAUACAUGGCCAUUCUAUCAACUGGGAAAUCCUCUUCACAGUGCUAAUGGAGGGGCUGAUUUCUUUCAAGAAUUACUGAAGGAAAACUCAUCUGAAAUAGAAACUUUAACGCUUAACCCAUCAAUAUCAAGGUCUAACUCUCCUGCCCCCGACAGUGGACGUGGUAACUUUUUCACUAGAAAUUUAUCUCCGGCAACUAUUAUGAAAAGAGCCACAUCCCCUUCUUUGACAGUCAACGAAUCGUUUUCGAACCUCACAUCUGUAUUGUCUACCGAGACUGAUCCUAAUAAGCCAGGAUUAUUUGCACCUGGUGACUAUAUCUAUAACUUUGAGCAUCCGUUACACCCAUCUAUACCCGAAACUUGUUCUGUUACAUUUGGGGAAGUAUUUUAUUAUAUUGAAGCAUCAGUUGUUAGAGCUGGAACCUUUAAACUGAACUUGACAGGAAAAUUACCUAUUAAUAUAAUUAGAACACCCUCAGAAUCGAAUAUGGAAGAAAAUGAACCAAUAAUUAUAACUAGGGAUUGGGAAGACCAAUUAAGAUACGAUAUUGUUAUAGGGAGAAAAUCCAUUGUUUUGGACUCGUAUUUGCCUUUGGCGUUUAGAUUCGUGCCUCUAUGGGGAAAGGUUGCUUUACACAGAAUAAGAGUUUAUUUGUCUGAAAAUUUGGAAUAUUAUUGCCAGAACAAAAAGGUUCACAGGCUUGAACCUCCCAAAAAAUAUCUUUUGCUAGAGCAUAAGGCAAAGAAAGGAAAAUCAUUACUAUCUAAAAACCUGGGUCAGGGUGAAGAAGGAGACGAAGAAGAUGAAGAUGAUGAGAUAUUACCAAAGGAAUUGGAAUUUCAAUUAUUUGUUCCAAAAGUCCUCAAUGGUAGAAUCAAACAUGAAAUACAUCCUGAUACAUCGUAUGAAAAUAUCCAAGCUCAUCAUUGGAUAAAAAUUUGUUUGAGACUUUCUAGAACAGAUCCAGAAGAUUCCUCAAAGAGAAAACAUUAUGAAAUUCUGAUUGAUUCGCCAAUUCAUAUAUUGUCAUCAUUAGCUGCACAUCUGAAUACAUUAUUACCAGCCUACGAUGAACAUCUUGCCUUAAGCUCAGCUUAUAAUUUUCAACACCAUGGCACUCCACCAUUAUCUCCUGAAGUUAUACCUAUUGAUAAUACUAUCGGUAGUGAUAGAAAUAUAACGACAAAGGGUGCUGAAAACAGUGUUUCAUUAGAUGCGAUGAUAGAAAGCCCACAUGUGGAUUUUGAACACAUUACUACCCACGACGGCAAUUUAGACUUUUCAGACGCAGAUAUGCAUUUAGAGGCCAACUUAUACCUGCCACCAGAUGAUAAUAGGCCAGAAAUGGCAUCUCCACAGGCCUUACCACACCUGGGUACUUUUAGUUCGCCGCUUCAAAUUUUGAAGUAA